GCUUUACUGAAGCUGUAAACAAUUCAUCAUUUGGCAUUUUGUAUGGCUUCAAGGAUUCAACUGGGUCCUAGGAAAGCUGCGGUGCUUUAAGUUCCAGAGGUCGAAGAACCGACGAUUUGAUAAUGAAUGGAAUAUUUCUUUGACUUGUUAUAUCGAUGAUAAAUGAUACGAUUUGAACAAUCGGUUAGCUAUAUAAGUAUCCAAGAAACACUGCUAGUGACAGUAAUCAGUUAUUUGUGAAGAUGUCUUCAGCAAAAACAAUUUAUGAUUUCACUGUGAAGAAUGCAGAUGGGAAAGAUGUUUCGCUCGAAAAAUAUCGAGGUAAACCAGUAGUAAUUGUAAAUGUUGCAUCACAGUGUGGCUUGACGAAUUCCAAUUAUACCGAGCUCAAAGAAUUGAUGGAACAUUACAAGGAUAAAGGUUUAGCAGUAGCAGCCUUUCCGUGUAACCAGUUCGGUGGGCAGGAACCAAAGUGUGAAUUGGAAGUAAAAAGCUUUGUUGCUGAUAAAUUUCAUUUUGAACCUGAUUUAUAUGGCAAAAUUGAUGUCAAUGGUAAAAAUGCUGCACCGCUGUUUGAUUUCUUGAAGCACGAAAAGGGUGGAUUGUUUGGUGAUAAUAUCAAAUGGAAUUUCACAAAAUUCCUGAUUGACCAGGAAGGACAUCCGGUAAAGCGUUAUGCACCAACAACUUCACCCAAACAUAUGAUGAAAGACAUCGAUGACCUUCUCAAGAAUUGAAAUUAGUUCCUCUUAUCGGAAAUUAUCGCCCGUAAUUCGAUGGAAAGAUGUAAUUAGUGCAUGUUGUGAGAACCGUACAUUUCAUUCAUUUUGUAAUACUUACUGGAAGUUUUCUGUCUCAUCCAUUUUAGAACCGUACUUUCUUCAAUUUCCCCCGAGAUUAUUUCUCUGCAGUUUCUUUCAAGAUUAUUUCUCCACCUUUGCUUUUCUCUUUUCCAUUGCUUUCUUUUUCGGUAUCAUUGUAACUACUUUAACAGUACUUCAUUACUGUUACGGUUAGCACAUUUUCCUUUGACAUAAAAACCUUUUCCUAGCCUUAAAUUGAAAUACUUUAUCAUUUUGCAGAAAU
This is a messenger RNA of Loa loa (African eye worm), 1086 nucleotides long. RefSeq lists its product as hypothetical. Gene Ontology annotation, biological process: response to oxidative stress. NCBI's taxonomy places the organism in Eukaryota, Metazoa, Nematoda, Chromadorea, Rhabditida, Onchocercidae. The record is from RefSeq and is a predicted model, not a curated record. Gene Ontology annotation, molecular function: glutathione peroxidase activity. The coding region runs from base 243 to 737 and encodes 164 amino acids. The transcript is spliced from 5 exons.